This is a messenger RNA of Hypoxylon trugodes, 1463 nucleotides long. RefSeq lists its product as uncharacterized. The record is from RefSeq and is a predicted model, not a curated record. Lineage: Eukaryota; Fungi; Ascomycota; Sordariomycetes; Xylariales; Hypoxylaceae. The transcript has a single exon. Bases 339 to 1238 code for a protein of 299 amino acids.
CUAGCACACCAACACGUCCGGUGUCUUACCAAACUAUCCGAGAGAUGAUCCGCCGUGAAAUGGCUGAGUUCCAAGCCAUGGAGCAGUCUACCGUGCUCAUGCGAUCUACGGCUGUUGUGGAUGCUGCCCGAAACACUUUCGGACGCUCUAUCCGUGACGAUGCGGGCCUUGCAGCUCACAUCCAGUACCAAGUUGCGUUGUACACCCCGGCAAUCUCGGCAUUUUAGAACAAGGCCGAGAUUGAGGCGAACAACCAACCUAUAGAAGACCAGAUCUUCGUUGCCAUCAUUGCGCAGAUUGAGAAGGAAGCCCAGGAGGAAUUAAUCCAAUUGGCUGACAUGGAAGCUGAUGAUGACCCGUUCCACGAGUCUGAUAAUGGUCUUCCAAUCGCUGGACCCUCAGGCACUUCUCGCGUCUCGGCUCCUCAGCAACCUACUGGUUCUGUUGUCUACCACCCUGCCCCGUCUGCGGCUUCUCACCGAUCUAGUUCAAUCCCAGGUGUCAUUCCUGCAGUUGCUCUGGGUCUUCGAGGACGUGUGACCCGCCGUAUCUCUCAGGCAGCCUCUGGAUCUGCUAAUCAGCGAUCUACUCAUUUGGUAAUUCCCCCGGCGACCCCUCGAAACGCCAACCGUGGACCUUCUCAGCUUGGUACUACCGAAGAGGCGCUCGAUGAGGCUGCUAUUGCUGCUAUCGCUGCUGGAGCCACUACUCUACCCGAUCCGCAGCCCGCCCCGCUGGAACUACCUACUCCAUCCGCUGGACCUGCCGCACCCUCCGCAACUCCUACUGGUGAGUGGCCCGCGGCUUCUGACACCGUAGUUCGCCCCGCACCUGGUCCUUUCCUGUACGAAUCGACCAACAUGGAGGAAUUCAAGCGUCGCGACGACGAGAAGCGCGAGAAGCGUCGUGAGCGAGAGCGCGACCGUGCUCAGAAGAAGGAGGAGAAGGCCAAGCUCAAGGCCGCUGCCGAGACCACUGCAUCCGAGGCGAUGUAUAACCACAACCACCCGGGCACCCAGAGUGCGGAUCGCCGCAUCAAGCCCAGCCCUAGCUUUGGUGGCUCUCUUCGCCGCGCUUUUCAGACGGCGUUUAAGUUGAGCGGUGUUAAUACUUCGAGCGCUACCUCGGAGAGUCCCGCUCCUAGUGCCGAUGACGAGAACGAGACUGAGAGUGGAGAGGGCCAGAGUGGUCAGAGUGGCCAGGGACAGGUCCAGGACCGUAGUCACCACACUCACUAAGCACCUCGAUGGUGGAGUUGAAACGUCCUGUUUAUGUAUACCAGGCGUUGGGGAUUUUUCAGAGGGCGCUCUAGGAGCUAAGCCGGUGUUUACGACCCGUUACACGACACAUUAUGAUGCAUGAUAACGCCUGAUGAAGGGGACAGAAAGGGGAUUUCACGAUUACACGCAGUUUCUUUGUUUCUCGCACUCGCCUAUUACGGCUUUCAACUUCUUAGAUUGGCC